AUACUUAGACCUCUUACAUGUGGUGCAGUCUGUGCUGCAGCGCUGACCCUUCAGGGAAUAGUUGGCCACCUUAUGAGUGAUGGAUAACAUCUAUGCCAAUGUUGACUAUGACAAGUCUGUUGACCCAACACAUUCGACAAAUCAGACGGGUCCCAGGAGCUCAGAGAGGAGAUUUCAUGGAGUUUUCUGUCUGGGGCUGCUGACUAUUUUCCUGCUGGCUGGGCUCAUCAGCCUCGGUGUCCACUACCAUGUGUCAUUACGUGGAUCAGCUGCAGAUCUCUCCUCUAUCAAAGCCAACCUGACUGAGCGUCUCCAGGCCAGUGAUGACUUGGACAGGCUUAAACGGAAGCUCUCCUCUAUCAAAGCCAACCUGACUGAGCGUCUCCAGGCCAGUGAUAACAAGUCUUCUUCCCUGACUGAAGAGAGAGACCGGCUGAACUCCAGCCUCACUGAAAUGACUAAAGAGUUGGACCGGCUUAAACAGAAGAAAAUGUGUCCAGCAGGAUGGAGGAUGUUCAGUUCUUCCUUUUAUCUCCUCUCUGCUGAGAAAGGUUCCUGGGAGAAAGGCAGACAAGACUGCAGAGAGAGAGGAGCAGAUCUAGUGGUGAUAGAAAGCUCUGAAGAGCAGACGUUUCUCUCUGAAUUCAUCAAAAAAGAUACUCUGUAUUGGAUUGGUCUGACUGACAGAGAUGAGGAGGGGACCUGGAAAUGGGUAGAUGGAACGCCACUGACUCUGAAGAACUGGAGGACAGAGCAGCCUGAUAAUGGCCUUGGAGAUCCACAGUGGGGCGAAGAGGACUGUGCACAUAUUGGACCUUACACCGCUGAGUGGAAUGACAUGUCAUGUGAAAAAGUUAUGUACUGGAUCUGUGAGAAAAAAGCUUAACAUUGGUGUAUGUUUUGAGAUCAUACAUUUGAUAAUGCUUUUUACAGUGUAAGCUAUGAUCUCCGUCAUGAUGAGAUGAUGUGCAUGUGUGCUUGUGUGUCAAUAGGGUAUCAGUGAACACAAAAUACUGGGACUAAUAUGUAUAUAUAAAAUGCCUGAUUAAUCUAUAUAUAAUAUAAUCUGCAAUGUAAACAAUUCCUCUUCAGUCUAGUGUGUGUCACCCGGGUGUACAUGAGAACUGUUGUUUGCAAUCAAUAAAUAAUCCUUUAAAAUCAGAGACAAA
Perca fluviatilis (European perch) is the source of this 1169-nucleotide messenger RNA. Its product is annotated as CD209 antigen-like protein E. Lineage: Eukaryota; Metazoa; Chordata; Actinopteri; Perciformes; Percidae. The transcript is spliced from 7 exons. Bases 80 to 886 code for a protein of 268 amino acids. The record is from RefSeq and is a predicted model, not a curated record.